AUGGUCGCCAUCACAGAUGAUAUUUUUGCCUCUCGAUUUGCCAUUCUGCAAGACCUGUUCAGCGACAGUAUAUCUGCACAGAAAGCCGCUGAAUAUUUGGCCUCAAUCUCAUUGGCAGACGAUUCAGAUCCCGAGGGAGGAAUUACCAGCCUAUGGAGCUUGAUAUUCAAGUGUGCAUACGAUUUUCCCGAGCACCAUGUUAAACUUGUCACCGUGCUAGUUCAACUCUCAAAACUCCCGAAUGCGAAAACAUCAAACGGAGACUCCAUUUUACUCCAUGAUAUGCAAGUCUGGAAAGACCUACCAAUGCUUGGCUGGCAAUUCCGCGACGAAUGGAAUGCAACCGUACCUGCUGGACCUCCCGACUCUCGGCGAAACGCAAUCUCGCGAAUUAUCAACCGAGAUAAAUUCACCGCACGUUUGAUGGCGACAAAGAAACCUGUCUUUGCAUACUCCUGGUUUGCAUUGAUUACCCUGCGCGAGGCACUGGAAAAACCAGCAGAUCAAUCCUCUGCGAGGAAUCUAGAAGCAUUGAUUCCUGCUGCUGCUACGUGGAUCAGUAUUCUGGGGGCAGAUAUUUAUCAGUGGAAUGAAGGGUUUGAUGGCGCUCUCGGGAAAGGAGGCCCACUUUGGAAGGGUCAACAUGGGUUUUGUAAGGAGAGGUGGCUGUUUUGGAAGGAGAGAUUUGGGGAAUUGGCUGUAACAGAAGUUGAGAUUGGAGACGAAGUGAGAACGGCAGCAAGGGACGCAAAGCGGUCGAUGGAGGAGAUUGAGAGUGAGGCGUAA
Molecule: messenger RNA, 786 nt
Organism: Penicillium samsonianum
Lineage: Eukaryota; Fungi; Ascomycota; Eurotiomycetes; Eurotiales; Aspergillaceae
Product: DUF3632 domain-containing protein
Exons: 1
Coding region: 1-786 (261 amino acids)
Source: RefSeq, a predicted model, not a curated record